AUGGUGAACACGUCGCUCAAACGAAGACGGACCGAGGAUCAGCUUCGAGGGAAGCUUCCUAAGAAGGAAAAGAAGAAGGUCAAGAAGCAGAAGCACUACCACAGCUCCAGUGAGGAUGAGGGCGGCGCACGAGAUGCUCCGGCGAGAGGAAGCAGCGAGGAGCCGGAGGAGCCAUUUGAGCCCACGGGCGUAAAUGCAACACUGCCGGGAAAGCCAGAGCUAUCGAAGCAACAGGCAAGAAAGCAGGCAAAGUUCGCGUUGCAAAAAACAGCGCCCGCAGCCCCUACACAUGAAGACUCGUCGGCGAGCGACGACGAGGACAUGGAUGGAGGUGUAGAACCCCCGAAAAACCAGCCAAAGAAACCAGAGCCAAAGUUCAAGGCAAACAUUCCAGUAAAGUCAGCGUUGAAGAAGACUGCGCCCGUAGAUCACGAAGCUGCACUACCAAGCGACGACGACGACGAUGCUGAAAACGACGCAUCGGAGCCCGAAGUUGACGAAUUCGACAUUAACGACUCGGAGUCCGACGUCUCAGACACCUCCACUGCCGCCGCUCGCAAAGUGAGAAAACGAAACGACCCCGAAGCCUUUGCAACCUCCAUCUCCAGAAUUCUCAAUACCAAACUCACGACAACAAAACGCUCCGAGCCCAUUCUCGCCCGCUCAAAAGAUGCGCAGACAGCAAACCGCGAACUCGCUGAUAGCAAGCUCACCGAGAAGGCACGAAGACAAGUUGUUGCGGAGAGGAAAGCCGCGCAAGACAAAGGGCGCGUGAAGGACGUGCUUGGUCUCAACGAUGAGACGGUCAGUACGGCGGUGACGAGUGCCAAGGAGAAAGAAUUGCGGCGGACGGCGCAGAAGGGUGUCAUCAAGUUGUUCAACGCGGUGAGAGCGGCACAGGUCAAGGGCGAGCAAGCGGAGCGCGAUUUAAAGGACGUCAACCUUGUAGGCAUAGCAAAGAGGGAAGAGAGGGUCAAGGAGAUGAGUAAGCAGGGGUUCUUGGAUAUGAUCACGGGUGGGCAGGCGAAGAAGGAGGCUUCAGUCGAAGCUUGA
Messenger RNA from Cucurbitaria berberidis CBS 394.84, 1053 nucleotides. Its product is annotated as Rrp15p-domain-containing protein. Gene Ontology annotation, biological process: maturation of LSU-rRNA; maturation of 5.8S rRNA. Gene Ontology annotation, cellular component: preribosome, large subunit precursor. The record is from RefSeq and is a predicted model, not a curated record. Bases 1 to 1053 code for a protein of 350 amino acids. The transcript has a single exon. NCBI's taxonomy places the organism in Eukaryota, Fungi, Ascomycota, Dothideomycetes, Pleosporales, Cucurbitariaceae.